AACAGUAAUUUGCACAAUUUUGUUUGCAUAUCAUCGACGACAGAGACGCUAUCCUUCUGGGAAUGAACUUGACUGUCAGGGCUCAGGGAAUUGCACUGUCUGUAAUGGAGGAAUAUUUAAAAAAUCAUUGCAGAGAAGGAACCUUGAGGUGUUUAUGGAGCAAUAUAGAUCAUUAGCCCCAACAAUUUAUAGUUAUUCAGAUAUAAAGAAAAUGACAAGUUCAUUCAAACACAAACUUGGGCAAGGAGGCUAUGGAGAAGUGUAUAAAGGCAAGCUCUAUGAUGACCGUCUUGUUGCAGUUAAGAUCCUAAACUCAACCAAAGGGGAUGGAGAAGAAUUCAUCAAUGAGGUAGUUAGCAUUGGUCAAACCUCUCAUGUUAAUGUUGUCAAUCUUCUAGGGUUCUGUUACCAUGGUACUAAAAGAGCUCUAGUUUAUGAAUUUAUGCCUAAUGGAUCCCUUGAAAGAUAUAUUCAUGGUGAUAACACUCACUUGGGAUGGGCCAAAUUGUAUGAAAUUGCUAUUGGCAUAGCUCGAGGGCUUGAGUACUUGCACAAAGGCUGCAACACAAGAAUCUUACAUUUUGAUAUAAAACCACACAACAUUCUCCUUGAUCAAGAUUUUUGUCCCAAAAUAUCUGAUUUUGGAUUGGCCAAACUCUGCACUAACAAGGAGAGCAAUGUAUCUAUGCUUGGAGUUAGGGGAACUAUCGGCUAUAUUGCUCCAGAAGUUGUCAGCCGAAAUUUUGGAAGUGUUUCACACAAGUCAGAUGUGUAUAGCUACGGAAUGAUGAUUUUAGAAAUGGUCGGCGGAAGAAAGAAUGUGAACGAUAACGUGAGCCACAGUUCUGAGAUAUACUUUCCCCAUUGGGCAUAUCAAAGACUUUUGGUAGAUGAAGAUUUAAAACUUCAAGGGGUCAGAACAGAAGAGGAAGAAGAGAUUGCAAAGAAAAUGAUACUGAUAGGAUUUUGGUGCAUUCAAACAGACCCAUCAGAUAGGCCAUCAAUGAACAAGGUGAUUGAAAUGUUGAUGGGUAGUUUAGUGAAGUUGGAAAUACCACCAAAGCCUUUCUUAUAUUCUUAUUCACAAUCACAAUCAUCAGAGGGUAUUUCUCCAGUAAUAUCUCCUACAUUGCUCUUACGUUCUAGUUCAAGUCCAUCAUUCAACAUCAGCAUGAACAUUGACUAAAAAGCAAUUUAAGC
Molecule: messenger RNA, 1200 nt
Organism: Ipomoea triloba (trilobed morning glory)
Lineage: Eukaryota; Viridiplantae; Streptophyta; Magnoliopsida; Solanales; Convolvulaceae
Product: PR5-like receptor kinase
Exons: 2
Coding region: 155-1186 (343 amino acids)
Biological process (GO): protein phosphorylation
Molecular function (GO): ATP binding; protein kinase activity
Source: RefSeq, a predicted model, not a curated record